AUGGAGAAAGACAAGGUCUACUACCAGACUCAGUGGCAAAAUAAUAGCGUCCAGGCUGUCCGCAAUCAGUUGAAGAAAUACAAUGUAAGCUAUAGCAAAAGAGACAACAAACCAACACUAGUGGGCAAAGUCCUGUGCGAAGAAUACAAGCGAAGAAUUGCGGCAUAUGAAGCAGAACUACUUGACGAUAGCAAUGAUCCACACUGUCGGGGGAGAUUCGCCAGAAUGAUUUCCGAUAAAGAAUUCGUCAUAGAUCACUUCGACAUCCUUAGCAAUACAACUAUCAGAUUCUACGACAGCCAGAAGAAAGCCUUUGACAAAGAACUACUCAAAGCCCGCAAGAAGGUCGAGGAUGCCUGCACCGAAUAUGUGGAUAAAUUGAAGGAACGUCUGAUUAAGGGUGACAACCGACCAGAACCAAUUGCUCCUAAUCUUUCGCGCUACUACGACUUUCAUUCAUUGAGUAGUGGCAAUACUAAUGAAUCGGACGUCGAAAAACCUCCCCAAGUAAGAUAUUACCUCUCAAACAUUCUAGUUAUAGAGAGUUAACCUCUAAUCUCAGAAGAAGGCCAAAGUGGAAGUUUUUGGUAAUCCGUUGAACCUCAAUUUGCUUUCCACCUCUCACGCAUUCAAGCCCGACAAUGUAAGUGAACUCGUUUGGUUCUCUAUUGAUGAGUCUUAAUAACCAUUCAAGGUUCCGAAUCAAUGUGCCCAUGCCGAGCGUAACAUCACCGCAUCGCCAUCUUUGGACCCGCUCGAUGACCCCAAGUUCGAGAAAUCUUUUCAGACCAAGAAUCCAGGUCCAAGUCUUUUCCCCGGCCUCUUCUUUGCUCAACGCUCUCCGCACAUGUACCAUAUUCAUAUAUCCAAAGAAUACCAUCGCGUCCGAGGAGAUCGUCUUUUCCUGUUCCUUGAACUGGUCUACGAAUAUCGCCCAACGCAAGGUUAUGUUGACAGCACUGGUUAUUUUAUCAAUUUUGUAAACGGUUCUUCCGUCGAAGGUGCUGCUCUGCAUCUUAGAAGAUCAAUGAAGGACAAGAAUUUAUUUGAUCAUCCUCAACCAAAGAUAUCUGGCCUUAACAAUGGACAACCAUUUGGACCAUUUGGACCAUUUGGAAUUGAGUUGAGUGAGGGGCAUGAUGAGGAGACUUCAAAGUUGACUACGGCGACUAAAGAAGAAGCAGAUGCAUCGAAAACCGGCUAA
Messenger RNA from Hymenoscyphus albidus, 1204 nucleotides. Lineage: Eukaryota; Fungi; Ascomycota; Leotiomycetes; Helotiales; Helotiaceae. The record is from the annotation of a GenBank genome assembly.